Messenger RNA from Exophiala xenobiotica, 2104 nucleotides. RefSeq lists its product as uncharacterized. The coding region runs from base 131 to 1261 and encodes 376 amino acids. The transcript has 2 exons. Lineage: Eukaryota; Fungi; Ascomycota; Eurotiomycetes; Chaetothyriales; Herpotrichiellaceae. The record is from RefSeq and is a predicted model, not a curated record.
CGCGACAAACAUUUCAUCAAAAGGGUCGACUCGGCCUGCGUCCCCAUCCUUCGAUACGUUCUACAUAUCGUGCCGCGUGCCGGGCUGGCCCUCGGCAUAGCAGCCUGGACUUCUCGUCCAAGGGCAAAACAUGACGGAUGCGACUUAUCCUAACGACAUCCAGUUUGCUGGACUAGUUCAAGCAGCGACUGCUGCGGCUGGGGAGCAGACCAGCAAUGCUUCGACACUAGGAAAAAGAAAGCGUGACGACACCUUCGCCGACGAUGACUCUGUGUUAGCUCCAGAUAUAUUGGGUGACGCACCUGAUCCUGCUGCAGAACCCUCUAUUUUCCCAAGCUCUGCCUCUGUCCUUUUUCGUGAACCCUCCACGAAGAGCAAAAAGUACAGCAGGCCGCCGCUAGGCAAGGUCUUCGCGUCCUUGGAGCUGGCUCCUGAACAUUUCCUCCGGCUGCAGAACGCCGCCAAAGCCUUUAUGCUCGAUGAAGCUCAUCCUGAGAGGAGGGACGUGGUUGGACAAAAGAAAAACAUUGGGGGAUCAGACGUAGCAAAACUGAACCUAUGGAACUGCGUUGACGAAUUCCUCUCCUUGCACGGUUAUGGUGAGAAAUAUUUCGGACUUGGAGCUGGAGGAGGGGUACCAGACGCGCCACCGCGGACGAUGUUCUGGCCCCAAGAUAGUCAGGCGAUCAUCAAGCUGAUGAUGCCCCUGAUGCGGAAGAUGGUCGCAAAUGAACGGCAGAGAGUCUAUGCAGCGACGACAAGAAAGCAACCCUCAAGCAAGGACACGCAGAGUGAGCAGUCACCUGCGGGGGUUGACGAAUCCAUUCCAUCUCAUGAUGAUCCCACUGAACCUACCUUCCCAGAUCAGGAGGCAGCCAAGUCUCCGUUGGCAGUGCAAAAGGACCAGAACACAUCGGCCAGAAACGAGUCUCGGCUGAGAACAUCAUUCAAGCAGUCUAUCGUUCUUUAUGUUAACAUCGUGUCGAAUACUGGCGGUGCCCUGAGACGCGUCAUACCUCGCUUCGAGUUAACACCCGAGUCGGCUCCAAAUUUGUCAGGUUUAGUUGCUGAGGUCAAUCGAAGGUACAAGGCUGCUACUGGCAAUACCAUACCGGGCAAGGAGGGUGGUCCACUUGUCAAGGUAUGGCUCACCGAUGGCCUCGUAACCGUUGUCGAAGAUGGGGAAUGGAUGGUCGCACUCUUGAGUGCCGGUGUUGUCGACUGGAUGGACGGCCAAGUCAGGGUCUUGGUCGAGGUGUGACUGGCUUGUCAUUCGAUUUCAUGUGAAUCGAAGGAUUCUUUUCCCGACCUGCUCGAAGCGAGCGUUGAGCCGUUGGAAGACUUUCGACGAAGAAAAUUGUGGGUUCCAGCUCAGUUUUGUAACGCCACUCCAUGCUUUGCAGGAAAGAUGCGUAUGUAAGGCAACUGAGAGCUCUCAGCCUCUGCUACGAUUACGACCCCGGAUCCGUGUGCAAGUCGAGCUGAUCGGUUUGGCAGUGGUUGAUCAGCCGUGGGAAAGUCCCCGACUGGCUAAUUAGUUAGCAUGACAGAAAACGGUUGCUGACUUGCAAGAUUGUCGCUCAACUCAAACCUGGCUCUAAAAUCCUUUUUCAUGCGGCAGAUAAAGCGUCUCACUUGAGAAGAGGAACCAUACUCGGCUCCCCAGCCAUGCCUUGCCGAGAAGCUACUACCUCAUACCUCGAUUCAUGCGGGAGAUUAGCCUGAGCUGAUCGUUUUGACAAAUGCCAACGCACGAAAAUGCCUCUCGGCGUCGAAAGCUAGCCUCAAUCACCUUAUCAUUUCCGCUCCGUAAAGAACACCGCCAGAAGCCACCCUUUUCUGAUGAUAGCGAUUGACGUGAAUUUCGAGAGCCACAUCCUCGUCAUUGAGACGAGGGAGAGCUCUACGUCAACUCCAAUGUACUAUGCACUACAUUAAGCAAAUCUGGUUCUUUGGGCGAUCAGGUGUCCGAUCGUCAAAAGUCAAGGAUACCUUGCUCGAUGUUGCAGGACUGGCGCCAUCAUACGCCUCCAAGUCCGGGACAGGCUCUUAUCCAAAAAGGACAAGAGAUGGAGGGUAGGGCAAGGGUAGCAAUUGGAUCACG